Molecule: messenger RNA, 2492 nt
Organism: Sipha flava (yellow sugarcane aphid)
Lineage: Eukaryota; Metazoa; Arthropoda; Insecta; Hemiptera; Aphididae
Product: F-box/LRR-repeat protein 20
Exons: 11
Coding region: 886-2253 (455 amino acids)
Biological process (GO): SCF-dependent proteasomal ubiquitin-dependent protein catabolic process
Cellular component (GO): SCF ubiquitin ligase complex
Molecular function (GO): protein binding
Source: RefSeq, a predicted model, not a curated record
CUCCAAGAGCGCAGUAGUAAAUGUUUUUGUUGUUAUUAUUACUAUUAUUAUUAUCAUCAUCAUCAUCAUCAUCAUCAUCGUUGUCGUAAUCGUCGUAAUCGUCGCAAUCGCCAUCGCGUCACGGAAUAGAUGAAUUUCAUCUAUUCUGUGGUUGCAUCGCGUUAUCACGGCGACGGCAGAGCCACCGUAGCCGCGCAAUACUUGACCACUGCACCCGUGUACCUAGAGAGGGCUUAGUAUAUUUUAAUUCGUACCUACUUAUUACGGUUAUCGUGUUGUUGUUGUUCUCUUCAUCGUCGUCGUCGUCGUCGUCGUCGUCGCACGCACUUAUAUAAUUAUAACAAUUUUUUUUUUCGUAGAACCGUACGUGCGCGCGUGCGCGUGUAUUGUUGUUACCCUUUGUUUCGCGUGUUGUUCGUGCGCGCACACACGUUCAGAUACCGUACACAUAUAUAGAUAUAGGUAUAUGUGUGCGUGUUAACGUACGUGUAAACGAUUCGGAAUGAGUGGUUCGAGCAGGGGAAAUCGUAGUCGGACGACGACGACGUCGGCGGUUGCUGCUGCUGCGACGUCGACCGCGGCGGAGGCGGUGCAACGCGAUAGCCUCGUCGACGGUUGCUGCGGAACGACGACGACGACGACGACAACGAUCGGUGAUCGGGCCGGACAAUGGUUUUUGUUGCGCUCCGACGCCGCGUGGGCGAGCACGUAAGGAGCACUCCUUAACAGCAACCGACCGCCGAAGACAGCGGUGCGAGUUUUCCACGAUAGUCGGCCGCGAGAUUUUCGUCCUCGACCGGUGUCACUGCUGCUAUGCCUGUCGUAAACCGCUGCUGGGGUGAAUGUCAAGGUGUUUUUUGAGUGGAUUUAUUUUUCACUUAAUACAUGGCCAUGGAAACGCUUACAAGAGAUGUGCCAUCUAGUAUGCACCACCAUAAUAAUUCAUCUGUUUCAAACAUGAAACACAGUUAUGUUCAGCUGUCCAAAACAUGUUUAGAUGAAGAUGCUCAAAUAAAUAAAAAAUUACCUAAAGAGCUUUUAUUACGAAUAUUUUCAUACCUAGACGUUGUGUCAUUAUGCCGAUGUGCUCAAGUAUCUCGUUCAUGGAAUGUAUUAGCCUUAGAUGGAAGCAAUUGGCAAAAAAUUGACUUAUUUGACUUUCAAACAGAUGUUGAAGGUCCAGUGAUAGAAAAUAUUUCUCACAGAUGUGGGGGUUUCUUGCGUCAAAUUAGUUUACGUGGAUGUCAAUCUGUUGGUGAUGGCUCUCUGAAAACUCUUGCUCAGUGUUGUAAUUAUAUUGAAUAUAUUAAUCUGAAUGGAUGCAAGAGAAUAACAGACAGCACUAGUCAAUCUUUAAGCCAAUAUUGUAAAAAACUACUGUCCUUAGACAUAGGAUCAUGCUCUAUGGUUACUGAUUUAUCUUUAAAAGCAAUUUCUGAUGGUUGUCCAAAUUUGACCAGUGUUAAUAUAUCAUGGUGUGAUGGCAUUACAGAAAAUGGUGUAGAAGCAUUGGCACAUGGUUGUCCAAAACUUAAGUCGUUUAUAUCCAAAGGCUGUACUAGAAUGACCACACGAGCAAUCAGUUGCUUAGCACAACAUUGUGUAAAAUUAGAAUUAAUAAAUUUGCAUGGAUGCAAUAAUAUUGAAGAUGAAGCUGUGAUAAAGUUGGCGAACAACUGCAAUUCCUUAAAGUAUAUAUGUUUUGCUAAUUGUUCUCUGUUAACUGAUAAUUGUCUCGUUGCCCUGUCUGAGCAAUGCUAUCAAUUAAAUACUUUGGAAGUAGCAGGUUGUUCUCAGUUUACUGAUAUAGGAUUUUUAGCAUUAUCAAAAACUUGUCAUCUUUUGGAGAAAAUGGAUUUAGAAGAAUGUGUAUUUAUUACAGACUCAACUCUAUUUCAUUUAGCAAUGGGAUGUCCUAGACUUGAAUAUUUGAGCUUGUCACACUGUGAAUUGAUCACGGAUGAAGGUAUCAGACAUCUGAGUACUUCGGCAUGUGCAUCAGAACAUUUGGCUGUGCUUGAACUAGACAAUUGUCCUCUUAUUACUGAUGCAUCUCUUGAUCACCUUAUUAACUGUCAUAAUUUACAAAGAAUUAUGUUGUACGAUUGUCAGCUUAUUACUAGAAAUGGAAUAAAACGACUUCGAACACACUCUCCUAACAUUAAUGUACAUGCCUAUUUUGCACCUGUAACACCACCACCAUCCACUGGCAAUAGUCGUCAACAUUAUUGUCGUUGCUGCGCCAUAUUGUGAGACUGGCUUGAAGGCCGGUCAUGCACACGUUUAUGUGCUACUUGCCUGAAAUAUUUGGCCAACUUAUUGCAAUCAUUCGCCUGCUGUGUAUUAAAAUAUAAUAUUUAUUUUCUACCAUUCUUUUUUAUUAUGAUGAUGUUAUAUUGUUUAUUAUUAUAUUUAGUAUACGUACAUAGAUAAUGAUUGUAUUUUAAGUUCUAUAAAGAAAUACUGUCCAUUUGGACUGAUAUAUUAUUUAA